Messenger RNA from Paramecium sonneborni, 3391 nucleotides. NCBI's taxonomy places the organism in Eukaryota, Ciliophora, Oligohymenophorea, Peniculida, Parameciidae. The record is from the annotation of a GenBank genome assembly.
AUGACAUUAGAGCAAGCUGUAAAAUAAAUUAUAAUUUAGUUAUCUGAAGAUAGAGAAUAUCUAAGAUUGUAAAAAUUAACUGAAGCAUUAAAAUUAAUAACAAAUGAAAUGCCUUAUAUGAAAUCUUUUAAUUAAGUGUCGACAAUAAAAUAUUGUAAAACAUUGUAAUUUAAAAAAAGUAUUAUGUGCAUAUCCAUUCAAUCCAAUAAGUGUGGAACUUGUAAUUACUAGUUUAAUAGAUCAUUUUUAAGAUGAAUAAUUUAUUUAUACAUUUUUUUCAGCAAUAAUGGAAUUGGCUUCAAUAUAAGAAAUGAACAAUAUAUUAGGACAUCGAAGAUCAAAAGUAAUGGAUAGGUAUUUAAUAUUAAAAUUAUUUGAGUUUUUCAUUAAUAAAAUCCUCGAAUGUUCCUCACUAAGUAGGAUAAAGGUAUUGUAGAGCUGUUUAUGAAAACAUUCUAGAAGCCAAAAAAUUUGCUUGUUAAUAUUUAAAAUAACUUUUCGAUAGUGCGAUAUAAUUUUAAUAGGAUAUAUAGUACUUUUCUAUAGUGUUUAAGUUGAUGAUCAAAAAUUCAAGUAAUACUGAAUUUAUUCAUUUUGUUAUAUAAAAAUAUGAAGAAUGUAAGACUGAAUUAUUUGGUAAUCAUAAAUGGAUAGAUGACUUAGAUGAUGAGAUUAUUGAAUGUAAAGGUUUUAAGAUUAUAAUUAGAUUUUGAAUAAAGUUAAAUUCCUAUGCCAUUUGCUGUAAAUAAAGGUUAAGAAGAAUAAAGAUAAGAUAUUAAAGUGAACACAAUACAAAUUAAUGAUUUAUAAAAUAAAGUUGAAAAUUCAGAUUCUGAUUCCUCAUUUUUGGAUGAGGUAGAUUUGAUGAAAAAAGAAUUCGAAACAUUGUAGGUGAAUAUACAGAAAUGGCUUUGUAUUAUUGGAACUCCUUCUAUAAAAUCUCGAAUAGAAUAUAUAAGUGAUGAACAUCAUUUCGAAUAUUUAAUGUCUUUCAUUUUCAAUCCGUUAAAACAUGAGACAAUUAAAGAUUGGGUAUAUAUUAAUAUUAUUUAUAGGAAGAUAAAUUUAAUAAUCUUUAAGUAGAUGUUGAAUAAACUGAUUAUAAAAUAGAAUCAUAAUUACCUUCAAAAUUUUAAUUGAUAAGAUCUUACAAAACUACAUUAAUUUUUUUGACUGAUGAAAACUUCUAGUCAAUGAUUUAAAUUGUUCCAAAAUUAAUCCCAAUACUUCGUAUUUUAUUUAAGUUAUAUUUAAGUUUAUCAAAUAAAAAUAAGCUUGGAAGAAAAAAGCAAAUCAGUUAAUCUUUUACAUAUUAGCUGUAUAUUAGAUAAAUUUCUUCAGAAAUAUCCAAAAUCCACAUUACUUUUAAUGACAGAAAUGAAUCUAUUUUAAAUUCUUGGAAAAUAUAUUUAUAAUAAUAAAUUAGCGACUAUUUUAGUUGAUAUUUUAGAUAUCCAAAUUGAUAGAUAUUUCAUUGGUGCUUUAUAUCAAGAAUAAUUAUGGAGAUAUUUUUUAAAAAUUAAUUGGUUCGAAACUGUAUCAACUCUUUUAUUAAAUAAUAAUUAAUAAUUUUAAAUUUUGGAAAUUAAAGAAAACUAAAAAUUCACAUAAAUUCUCAGAUCAUUUGCACAAAGUGAAAAAGAGAAAACCCCACCAAUUAUUGAUUGUGAUGAGAAAAAAAAAUUAACAGAUUUUCUAGGAACUUUAUAAGCAGGUAAGACUAUGGAAGAAUAUUAUAAUUCCAACUAAUUAAAUUGGUAAAUUAAUUAAAAUUUAAGAGAACAUCUGUUAUAUAGUGAAAUUGAAAUUCAAGAUAUUGAUGGAUUAAAGAAAUUUGUUAAAGAAAGAGAUUCAAAUCAUUAACGAUCUUUACAUAGAAUUAAAACUUCAUAAAUGAUUAAAACUAUUAAAGUCAUAAAUCAAAUUAAAAGAAAGCCUUCAGAAGUUAUGAGAUUUAUUUAAAUUAAUAAACCAAUUUUAAGAGGUUUUCAUGGACAUAGAAGAAAUUGUGAAAGUAUAGAUUUUUAAUCAGAUACUAUAAGAGAAGAUGAAAAUAAUUAUGGAGAGUUUAAACUUCAUAAUUCUAAUCCAGGAAGUUUUAGGGCUAGCUAAUAAAAUUCUGAGGAUGGAGAAGAUGAUUUAGGAUCUCUUUCUCCUAGAAAACUUAAAAUAUAUCCUGGAUAUAAAUUACAUUUGUAUGUUAGUGAAUUUGAAAAGAAUGAAAAUAAGUUUAAAAUCAAUAAACUUUAUUCAUAAGAAGCAAUCUAAUUGCUUAAAUUUCAAAUUAAUUCGUUUUUUAAUUUCUUAGAUUUGUAACAUACAAAUAAAAUCAAAGUUGAAUAACAAAAAAUUGAUAUUAAACCUAUCAUAAACUCUUUAUUAACAUUUUAAAUCAUAAUGAAACUUCAUUAAUUUUUUUUAUAUGGAAUCUUAAAAGAAGAAACAUCUCUAGAGUUUUAAUUAGCAGAAGAAUGUGGAAUUAUUGUUAAUUAAAUAUAUAAAUACUCUCUUCUAUAUUAAGAAUUACUUGAAAUUAAACCUAUCUUAGAGGAAAUAUUUUUAUAAGCAGCAGAAUAUUUGUGCAAAUUGAUAGUCAAAACAUAUCAAACUUCUAAUUAAGAUUAAAUUUCUGCUAAUAGGAAAAUUUAAACAUUUUUGCUUCUUACAUUUAAAUAAGGAUAUUAAGUAUUUCAUUUUGAUCAUCAUACUAAAGAAGACUAUGGAGUUCAUAAAUUUUUUCAUUCAACAGUUAUUCAUAUAAUCAUUUAUUGGUUUUUUAAUAGUCAAAACAAUAAUCUGUAUUAAAAUGUAUUUUUAAAGUAAUAACUAUUUACUAAUAUAUUUUAGAUUCAUUACUUUAGUUUUGGCAAAUGCUCCACCUGUAAUUUUAAGUAGUAUAUUAUUUAGACUUGGAUUAAUAGGCUUACUUUUUGAUACAUAUAAUAUUUAUUGUUUAAAUGGAAGUGAACAUGUUCUUUUAGCAGAUGGUCUACUUGCUCAUGUAAAAUGCAUUGUUUAUUCAAUUAAUGCUUCAAUAACAUAUAGAUAGUUAACAACGAUCUAAUUAAAUCUUAAAUGUCUUGAUUCAUGGAAAAAACUAGCAGAUGUUAAUUUUAAAGGAGAAUUAUCAAUCUAUAAAGAUAUUAAUUUUAUUAUUAAUCCAAACUUUAAUUUUAAACAUAGCAAAAUAAAUUUCUAUUCUUCUUAAAUGUCUAUUGAAAAUAAUAAUGAAUAAAAUAACACCCCAAAAUUAAGUAGAGUUAAGAAUUAAUACAAUUCAUAAAAAAUUAAGGGAAAUUAUAAAAUUUAAAAUAAGCUUCCUCUCUUAAAUCCUAUCAAUGAAAAAUAAAAAGUUUUGUCAAAAACAUUUAGCCAAAAUAUAAAACGAUGA